Molecule: messenger RNA, 1127 nt
Organism: Phacochoerus africanus (Common warthog)
Lineage: Eukaryota; Metazoa; Chordata; Mammalia; Artiodactyla; Suidae
Gene: METTL27
Product: methyltransferase like 27
Source: RefSeq, a predicted model, not a curated record
UCUGAUGCCCCUAGGGUCUUAGAGUCCCUUCCGUCCCGGAAGCCCGCUUACCGAGGCCGGGGUGGAGAACUGGAGGCAGGUCCUCCCUCCCACUACGGGGAACACCGCUCCCGGCGGUGCUCAGUGUUCCUGUCUAAGAAAUUUGAUUGCAUUUUGCCGGUGGCCUGGAGAGGCCGCGUCCUGACAGCUUUUUCUGCCGGGCAUGAUGGGUGGGGUGGAGAUUGAGGUGGGCCUCAAGACAUGGAGACCAUGUCCCCACAGGAGAAUGGCUCUGGAGGAGGGCGGGAGACUGUCCGAGGUGCGGGCACGAGUUGGGGCUUCGCAUGGCAUCACCGAUCUGACCUGCAAGCUUCACUUUUAUGACCAGUGGGCCCAGGACUAUGACCAGGAUGUGGCCAUGCUGCAGUACCGUGCCCCCCGCCUUGCAGUGGAUUGCCUCACCCGUGCCCUGCCGGGCCCACCCCAUGCUGCCCUGAUCUUGGAUGUGGCCUGUGGCACUGGCCUGGUGGCUGUAGAGCUGCAGGCUCGGGGCUUCCUCCAGCUUCAUGGAGUGGAUGGGAGCCCGGGGAUGCUGGAACAGGCCCGGGCCCGUGGCCUCUACCAGCGCCUCAGCCUCUGCACGCUGGGUCAGGAGCCUCUGCCCAGCUCUGAAGGGACCUUUGAUGCGGUACUGAUGGUGGGUGCCCUCAGUGAUGGCCAGGUGCCCUGCAGUGCCAUACCUGAGCUCCUGAGAGUUGCCAAGCCAGGUGGGCUGGUAUGUCUGACCACCAGGACGAACCCAUCCAACCUUCGGUACAAAGAAGAACUGGAGGCUACCCUGGACAGGUUGGAGCAAGCCGGGGCGUGGGAACGCCUGGUGGCCUGGCCGUGGAGCAGUGGGAACUGGCCACCUCCAAGCUUGAGGUGGGGCCUGGCACUUCUGACAGCGAUGGCUUCAUCUCUGGGGUCGUCUACCUGUACCGCAAGCAGGAGGCAGCCUGGGCCGAGGGAGUGAGGCCCAGUGCCUAGCCCCCAGCCGGCCUCAGCCAGGGGGUCCUUGGGCCUGCUCCGCUUCACCUGUAAAACGGGACCACGCCUCCCACCCUGCGCAUGCCCAUUAAAGGAGCCUCCCUAGAGGGGCAGCAGGA